Rodentolepis nana is the source of this 444-nucleotide messenger RNA. The record is from the annotation of a GenBank genome assembly. Lineage: Eukaryota; Metazoa; Platyhelminthes; Cestoda; Cyclophyllidea; Hymenolepididae.
AUGUCACUGGGCAUACUCUGCAAGGUGAGCGUCUGGCAUGCGAUUGUUACCCUCGUGCCGGUCUAUUCUCUGCCAGAUCCAAUUCUACCCAACUCAAAAGACGUCGUUUGGGGUGUCUCCUCCCUAUUCAAUGGUCUCCCCCCGUUAGCCACAAACAACGGGGCUCCACAGUUUAAUGGGCAAAUCAUGGAUCUAUUUGGUCAAUUGCCGCUCAUCAACGCAACUCUGCAUUCUCCCAACAACCCACCAGGGAAAAACGAUGUGUGUUUUAGAAACCUACUCUCCAUUUCUAAAUCUUACGGCACAAUUUUCAUGAAGAACUCGAAGAUGGUGGGUCCGAGGACACGCGGAGUCUCAAAAGACGUCCAUGAUAAAUGGGUUGGUGGGGGUUGCCGAGUUAGUUGGGUUCUGACAGAUGAUCACAGCAAUUGCAGCAUCCCCUAG